AUGCACGAGCUGGACUACAUCCCCCUCGUCACGGGAAAGGGUUCAGCACCCUUGCGCAGGGGAUCUUCCCCUCCGCCCCCCAAACGCGCUCGGACGAACUCGCAGCAGAAACGCGCCGCCUCGAGAAAGCUUUCGGCAAGGGAGGCCAGCAGGACGCGGCAGCCCACAACGGCAGCGUCGUCGUCGUCGUCGUCGUGCUUUGUGGUGCCCGACGGGGAGUCAGUGACGCUGUGCCCUCCGUGGCCCUACCCUCAACCCUCGCAGCUGCCCAACACGGGCGGCCGCCCCAACGGGCGCGUCAACGCGGCGCGUCUGGUGGAGGACGGCUGGACCAAGACUGACCUCUGCUCCCGCAUCGCUCGCCACCCCGACCGCUUCGCCGGCAUCGACAUGGUCGUCCUCUACGAGGAGAGGAGGAAAAAGAAGAAGCAGCAGCAGCUGGAGGCCGCCGCCGCCGCCGCGCAGGCGGGCGCGGAAGGAGCUGGUGCGUCGUCGGACAAGAAGUCGAGUGGCGCCACCAAGAAGCGCAGGCCCCAGCCCGCCAAGGCCGACUGA
This is a messenger RNA of Acanthamoeba castellanii str. Neff, 555 nucleotides long. RefSeq lists its product as uncharacterized. The transcript is spliced from 2 exons. Bases 1 to 555 code for a protein of 184 amino acids. Lineage: Eukaryota; Discosea; Longamoebia; Acanthamoebidae. The record is from RefSeq and is a predicted model, not a curated record.